This is a messenger RNA of Eimeria acervulina, 2190 nucleotides long. RefSeq lists its product as hypothetical. The coding region runs from base 1 to 2190 and encodes 729 amino acids. The record is from RefSeq and is a predicted model, not a curated record. The transcript is spliced from 7 exons. NCBI's taxonomy places the organism in Eukaryota, Apicomplexa, Conoidasida, Eucoccidiorida, Eimeriidae. Gene Ontology annotation, cellular component: nucleolus; nucleoplasm.
AUGGUCAGUCCCCUUGGGGAAGCUGCUUCUUGCAGCAGCGGCAGCAGCAGCAGGGGUAGCACCAUCAGCAACACCAGCAGCAGCAACAGCAGCAGCAGCAGCAGCAGCAACCAGGACAUGCAUGCUGAGGAUGCUCCUCUCCUGGUGACGAGCGGCAGCAACAGCAGCGGCAGCAACAACAGCAGCAGCAGCAAAGCCGACGAGAGCGGCGACAGCAGCAGCAGCAUCAAUGGCAGCACUAGCAGCAGCAGCAGCAGCAGCAGCAGCAGCAUCAAUGGCAGCACUAGCAGCAGCAGCAGCAGCGGGAAGGCCGGGUGGACGUUGGAGGAUUUGGGGCCCGAAGCAUAUUUGCUGGAUGCUGCCUAUACACCUCAGCGCCACACAGAAUUCACAAAGAAUAUAAAGGCAAGUUGUGCUGCUGCUGCUGCUGCUGCUCCUGCUUAUCAGUCGCUUGCUGCCCGACAGCAAAGGAGGGCGGCAGCCUCCCCUACGGUAGCAGCAGCAGCAGCAGCAGCAGCAGCAGGAACGGAAGAAUCACCAAAGCCAGCAGCAGCAGCAGCAGCAGCAGCAGAUGCCUCACCAGCAGCAGCAGCAGCACAAGAUGAUGCGUGGCUGUCAGUCUCUGAUUUUCCUUCCUUCGAUGAGAGAGAUAUAAAAAGACAGCACAGAGAUUCUGCUGCUGCUGCUGCUCCUGCUGCUGCUGCUUCUCCGCCUCCUUGGAAGCAACAGGAGCAGCAGCAGCAGCAGCAGCAGCAGCGGCAGCAGCGGCAACGCCCGCGCUGCUUCUACACGGCGCUGCACAUCGAGUUGUAUGAAUUGCUGCAUUUGCUGCGGCCCACAGCAACAGAGCAGCAGCAGCGGCUGCGAGCAGCAGCAACGCUGCAGCUAGCAGCAGCAGCAGCAUUCCCGGGUUGCUGCUGCUGCUUCUUCGGGUCGCAAGCAACAGGGCUUGCGCUUCCGGGUGCUGACCUUGAUGCUGCUCUGUGUCUCCCUUCAUCUUACUUCAGCAGCAGCAGCAGGAGCAGCAACGAUAGCAGCAGCAGCAACGACAGCAGCAGCAUCAGCAGCAACAACAACAAAAACAGCAGCAGUAACAACAACAGCAGCAGCAGCAGCGAGAGCAGCAGCAGCAGCAGCAGCAGCAGGCCGACAAUAAGCAAGGAGGAGACAGUCUGCUGCUUGGAACUCUUUGCUGUCUCUCUUCAGCUGCUUCAAGCAGCAAACAACAUUGAAGUUGUCUCCACUGCAAGAGUACCGCUGCGGCGUUACCCCGUGCUGAAGCCUCUCAUCCUCUGCAUAAAAUUGCUGCUCAAAGUUCUCAUGCCUAGCCUCUUUGCUGCUGCAGCACAACGCCAUUUGCUGCUCAGUCAUUUGCUGCUGGAGUUUCUGCACUUCUAUGGAGUCGAGUGGAAUGUUGAGGCCUGGGGCGGAUGCGUUCGUGGAGGGGGCCAUUUGUUUUUAAAGUCGGAGCAGUUAGCAGCAGCAGCAGCAGCAGCAGCAGCAGCAGGCAGAGACGGUUUGCUGCGGGGGGGCCCUCACCCCCAGCGCUUCUGCAUGGAGAGCCCCCUUGAGAGUUUGCUGACGGCUUUGUACCCAGUAUGCCACCCGAUGUUUUCUCUGAGGCCUCUAAACCCCCUCUCAGCAGCAGCAACUCAAGCGCUUCGCCUUGCUGGGUUUCCUGUUGCAGACAGCAGCAGCAGCAGCAGCAGCAGCAGCAGCAGCAGCAAACGUUGUCGGAGCAAAGAUGGGGGGCAGAGCCCCCCUGAAGGCUCUGAAAGACGCAGGCGUAGGCGGAGAAGCAGCAGCUGCAGCAGCAACAGCAUGAGCAUGAGCAGCAGCAACAGCAGCAACAGCAGCAGCGACAGCAGCGACAGCGACAGCGACAAUGAAGCAGCAGCAGCAGCAGCAGCAGGCGUUACACCUGGUGGAGAUGGGGCCCCCAGCUACACUUGGAUGUAUAUCAAUCAACAGCAGCAACAGCAGCAACAGCAGCAGCAGCAGCAGCAGCGUCAGCUGGUCUGUGCAGAAGCAGCAGCAGCAAAAGGUCUAUGCACCUGCAGCAGCAGCAGCAGCAGCAGUAAGUCUGUGGACCUGCAGCAGCAGGAGCAGGAGCAGGAGCAGCAGCAGCAGCAGCAGCAGCAGCAGCAACAGGUGUCUGCUGCAGCAGUUUUUAUUUUAGUAUCUUCUUGA